Impatiens glandulifera is the source of this 987-nucleotide messenger RNA. Its product is annotated as alpha-crystallin domain-containing protein 22.3-like. The coding region runs from base 132 to 806 and encodes 224 amino acids. The record is from RefSeq and is a predicted model, not a curated record. Lineage: Eukaryota; Viridiplantae; Streptophyta; Magnoliopsida; Ericales; Balsaminaceae. Gene Ontology annotation, cellular component: nucleus. The transcript has 4 exons.
AGUUGGGAGAACGGAAACCCAUUUAUAAAAGGGGGAUUUCUUCUUUACUGUAUUUCUCAUACGCUUCUCUCUCUCUCUCUCUCUCUCUCUCAUUCUUGUUUUUGGCGAAUUCCGAUUCCAAGUCUUCUGAAAUGGCGUCUCCUUUGAGGCCUCUAAAGAGAGCGAAAGGAUCGGGUAGGGGUUCAGGGUCAGCAUCAAGGUCUCAAAAGAAAAACAAUGGAGGAUUUUAUGGCAAUCCUUUUGCGGAUCCUGAUCAACCUAUUCUCAAUGUGCAACCACUAAACUCUGUGCCAUUUACGGGUACUUUGCCUGAAGAUCCAUUAGCAAUGGAUUUUGAUGAUGUUAAAGAGGAAAGUGAACCUGCGAUGAUCUUCUUACCCUCUGAGCCAACAGAAGCCCAGCUGAGGGAGAUCGUGGCUGCAGGGCAUGGAUUUGGCGUAACAGGAACGGCCAUGAGAAGCAAGGUCGGUCCCUCGAUAGGCAUGAUGGACAUUAGAGAAGAUGCUGACACAUACUACUUUCGUGUCUCUCUCCCGGGUGUCGCCACAACUUCGGAUCCAAUGCCAAGUUUAUAUAUUCAAACGAAUGGGAAAGCGACAAUCAAGGGAGUUAGUUCAACAGGUAAGAAAAACAUCCAUGUGGGUCCUCGAGUUUUCAAGAUGAACUCAAACAACCUCUGUCCACCUGGCCCAAUCGAGCUCUCUUUUGUCCUGCCUGGCCCAAUCGAGUCUGGGCAAUUUUUGGGAACAUUUGAAAAAGAUGGUAUGUUGGAGGGAUUUGCUAAGAAGAAGAAGCAGGAUGAAUAAUCUCAGCGCCUGUAGUAAUAUUUCUCUCUUUUAGUAAGAACUGGUACUCUCUUUUACUUUUUCUUUCCUGUUGUAUAAAUUAGUUACUUUUUUUCCUGGGAUUUUGUCAUAGAAAUGUUGUCUUUUUAUUUUUGCAAACAUUAAUGUUAAAGUCCAAAUUGCUAGUUGUAUUAGAGAACUA